Cucurbitaria berberidis CBS 394.84 is the source of this 1647-nucleotide messenger RNA. RefSeq names its product mannitol 1-phosphate dehydrogenase. Bases 112 to 1431 code for a protein of 439 amino acids. The record is from RefSeq and is a predicted model, not a curated record. Gene Ontology annotation, molecular function: FAD binding. Lineage: Eukaryota; Fungi; Ascomycota; Dothideomycetes; Pleosporales; Cucurbitariaceae. The transcript has 2 exons. Gene Ontology annotation, biological process: secondary metabolite biosynthetic process.
GUCAGCUAUUCGAGUAAACGUGUCAUGCGUCAUCGAUAAAGGUUGUCGGAUGAGGAACAAUCAAGUCCCUACGCCUUACCCCAACUGUGUAUCGUAGAUGGCUCCAUUACGAUGGCAUCCACGACCUCCACAUCGAAACCCUUCUCCCUCGCGAUCGUUGGCGGUGGCAUAUCUGGCCUCACACUCGCCAUCACCCUCCUCCAAUACGACGUUCCCCUCACAAUCUAUGAAGCUGCGUCUUCGUUCGGCGAAAUAGGUGCAGGCGUAGCCUUCGGACCCAAUGCUGGACGUGCAAUGGAGCUCAUGUCUCGCAAAAUAUAUGACGCCUUCAUGAAGUGCAAAACGGGCAAUGUUUGGGAAGCACACCACAACAGUUGGUUUACGAUACGCGUGGGAGAUGCGCGGAAGGCGGGCAAAGAUGGAUACGUCAAGGAGGGAGAGAAGGUGGGGGAUGCCUUGUUCGAGAUUCCGUUGACAAGUGGAGGCGGGAGGGGAGGCGUGUACAGGGCGCACUUUUUGGAUGAGCUGGUCAAAGACGUACCGGAAGGUGUGGCCAAGUUUAAUAAGCGGCUCGUUGAGCUGAAUGAAGCGCAAGAUGGCUCAGGAGACAUGGUACUGCACUUUGCAGACGGGACAACAGCACAACACAGCGCGGUGAUAGGAUGCGACGGCAUCAAAUCGAAGACUAGGACAUGGCUGCUGGGAAAGGACGACCACGCUGCGAGGGCUGUCUUCUCCGGAAAAUACGCUUACCGGGGGCUGAUACCUAUGGACGAGGCGGUCGAAUUGCUUGGUGAGGAAGUCGCGCAAAACAGCCAAUUGUUCCUGGGCUACUACGGUCACCUCCUUACAUUUCCAAUACAACAUGGCAAGACGAUGAAUGUCGUUGCAUUCAGCUCCCGUGACACCUGGAACGACGACAAAUGGGUCGUCGCCACCUCGAAAGAACAAAUGGAAGCCGACUUCGCGGAGUGGGGACCGCAUGUCCAAAAGAUUGUUGGUGCUAUGCAGAAACCAGACAUCUGGGCGUUGUUCAACCACCUGCCCUGCAGUACCUACACCAAAGGCCGCGUAUGUCUGCUCGGUGAUGCAGCGCAUGCGACGACUCCACACCAAGGCGCCGGCGCUGGCAUGUGUAUAGAGGACUCGUACAUUCUAGCUAACUUGGUGAAAGAAGCAAGUAGGGUUGAGGAGUUGGAAAAGGCAUUUUUUGCGUUCGAUGCUGUCAGGAGGGAACGAACGCAGAAGCUUGUAAAGACAAGCAAGGAGGCAGGCAUGUUGUACGAUUUCGAACUCUUAGGCGAUGACUUGGAUACAAUUCAGGACAACCUCUUGAAUAGAAUGGGCUGGAUUUGGAACGUCGAUCUUGAAAAGCAGCUCAACCAAGCGAAGAAGAUCUUCUUUAGUGAAGAUAAGACGAGGAUAAUAUGACCAAGAGUUUCGUAAACGCCAAUUUCGAUUAUACUCUAUACCAUCCCGUUUCCUUACCAUGCGUCUAUAAUGCAAUGCAAUGCGUGUUGUUGUGCUAGUCCAUAACAUCAUCUCUCAAGGUAAAGAGUUCCUUCAGUACAUCGUCCGUCUUCGCGCGAAUGGCAUUAUGGUACAUCAUAUUCGUGACAAACGGCUUGCACCCUUUGAUGGUACUUG